CCGAAAUCCAUUUCAUCAUUAGCACCGACUUCUAACUCCGACAGGGUGCAAAACGGGAUCAAUUGCGCGCUUUGUGUAGCUGAAUUCCAGCGGCAGAUGUUCGGAGGACUCACCUGUGUGGCCACACUUUGCAGGGAAUGAAUGAGCCGCUGGAGAAGCGGAAACUAUGGACCAUCAUGCUGAACACCUUGAAAAGGCCCCGCUUGGAGGAGACCGAGACCGAGACGGAGCGCCUGGGGUGCAUCCGCAGUGCAGCCAAAGUCGUCGCUGUGCCCGGAGGUGCCCAUGAUACGGUCUUUCGGGGCCAAGCUCUGCUUUGUGUGGCCAAAGCACUAGCAGCAGAGGAGGUGGGUGAUCCUUUGUACGCCUUGGAAGAUAGCUUCCAUCAAAUCCUGAUGGCUCAUCCGCUGCCGGCCUUGGCAAGGCUAAUGCCUGCGAAGUUGCAGGCCAUGUGGUCAGCGAGACCUUUGAUUGAUGCGAUGGGUCCCAACUUCGCCGACAGUUGUCAUCGAGCUCUGCUGACCACCAGCCGCCCCGAGGUUUGGUCCUCGGCCGCCCAGCUGCGGGCCUCGGCUCGGCUGCUGAGAGCGGCCGUGAGGCGCACCCCCCAACCGACGGAGGAACCUUCGAAAAGCCACAAGGGCUUUGGUUGAAAACGGUCCAAGACGUAGCACAGGUCAAUUCGGUUCCAUGUCACUUGGCGGUUUGGCCACCGGUUCGCCGUCCCCCACGGGUGCUGGCUCGACCCACGGUUGACCCUGUCGGAUCGGAACAGGUCAGAGGGAAGGGAAGACAGAGAACACGUCCCAA
Molecule: messenger RNA, 810 nt
Organism: Durusdinium trenchii
Lineage: Eukaryota; Dinophyceae; Suessiales; Symbiodiniaceae
Source: the annotation of a GenBank genome assembly